GGGAAGCACAUCUGAGGUCUUGUGUCUGCAGUGCCAGCAUGGAUUUCUCAGUCUGUCCAGAGAUGGAGAAUCUUCAGCAGUGCUAAAUACAUGACUGUCCCCCUAUGAGAUGGCAUCUUUGCAAAGGAAAGGGCUGCAAGCAAGGAUUCUCAGCUCUGAAGAAGAGGAAAAACUGAAAAGAGACCAAGCUUUGGUGUCUGAUUUUAAACAGCAGAAACUAGAAAAAGAAGCUCAGAAGAACUGGGACCUUUUUUACAAAAGAAAUAGUACUAAUUUCUUCAAAGAUAGACACUGGACCACCAGAGAGUUUGAAGAGCUAAGAUCAUGUAGGGAGUUUGAAGAUCAGAAAUUGACUAUACUUGAAGCUGGCUGUGGAGUUGGGAACUGUUUAUUCCCGCUUUUAGAAGAAGACUUGAAUGUUUUUGCCUAUGCCUGUGAUUUUUCUCCUAGAGCGGUUGAGUAUGUUAAGCAAAAUCCUUUGUAUGACACAGAAAGAUGCAAGGUAUUCCAGUGUGACCUAACUAAAGAUGACCUCCUGGAACACAUGCCCUUAGAGUCUGUGGAUGUUGUCAUGUUGAUAUUUGUGCUCUCAGCUAUUCACCCUGACAAGAUGCACCUUGUCUUACAAAAUGUUUAUAAGGUAUUAAAACCAGGCAAAUGUGUCUUAUUUCGUGACUAUGGGCUGUAUGAUCAUGCUAUGCUUAGGUUUAAAGCUGGCAGCAAACUUGGGGAAAACUUUUAUGUUAGACAAGAUGGAACCAGAUCGUAUUUUUUUACUGAUGAAUUCCUGGCUCAGCUCUUUAUGGAUACAGGUUAUGAAGAAAUGGUGAACGAAUAUGUGUUCCGAGAGACUGUGAAUAGAAAAGCAGGCCUGUGCGUGCCUAGAGUUUUCCUUCAGAGCAAAUUCCGAAAGCCUCCAAAGAACCCAGCACCCAUGUCCCGUGACCCUGACCCUGGGUCAUAAGUCCUUAUUGUUCACGAAAUGGACACUUGUGCCGCCCCUUGAAGAGGAAGGUUUAUAAUUAGUCUUU
Orycteropus afer afer is the source of this 1031-nucleotide messenger RNA. It is a transcript of the gene METTL6, whose product is annotated as methyltransferase 6, methylcytidine. Lineage: Eukaryota; Metazoa; Chordata; Mammalia; Tubulidentata; Orycteropodidae. The record is from RefSeq and is a predicted model, not a curated record.